UCCCUUGUUGGGAAUUCUUUAUGCCCAGAUUUCUGGUGACAGCUCCUGGGAUGAUCAGGCCUGGAGGAAAUGUGACUAUUGGGGUGCAGCUCCUGGAACACAGCCCCUCACAGGUCACAGUGAAGGCGGAGCUGGUCAAGACUGCUGCAAACCUUACCAUCUCUGUCCUGGAAGCAGAAGGAGUCUUUGAAAAAGGCUCUUUCAAGACACUUAUUCUUCCAUCACUACCUCUGAACAGUACCAAUGAGAUUUAUGAGCUCCGUGUAACUGGACGUGCACAGGAUGAGAUUUUAUUCUCUAACAGUACACGUUUAUCAUUUGAGACCAAGAGAAUGACUGUCUUCAUUCAAACAGACAAACCCCUGUACAAGCCAAAGCAAGAAGUGAAGUUUCGUAUUGUGACACUCUUCGCAGAUUUUAAACCUUGCAAAACCUCUUUAAACAUUCUAAUUAAGGAUCCCAAGUCAAAUUUGAUCCAACAGUGGUUGUCAGAACAAAGUGACCUUGGAGUAGUUUCUAAAACUUUUCAAUUAUCUUCCCAUCCGAUACUUGGUGACUGGUCCAUUCAAGUUCAAGUGAAUGACCAGACAUAUCAUCAAUUAUUCCAGGUUUCAGAAUAUGUAUUACCAAAAUUCGAAGUUGCUCUACAGACGCCAUUAUAUUGUUCUUUAAAUUCUAAGAGUUUAAAUGGUACUGUCACAGCAAAGUAUACAUAUGGGAAGCCCGUAAAAGGAGAUGUAACACUUACAUUUUCACCUUUAUCUUUCUGGGGCAUAAAGAAAAAUAUUACAAAAAAAUUUAAGAUAAAUGGAUCUGCAAACUUCUCUUUUAAUGAUGAAGAGAUGAAAAAGGUAAUGGACUUUUCAGAUCGGCUUCCUGAACACAUGUCUCUGUCUUCCCCUGGGCCGGUAGAAAUUUCAGCCACAGUGACAGAAUCACUUACAGGUAUCUCAAGAAAUGCAAACUCCAAUGUAUUUUUCAAGCAGCACGAUUACAUCAUUGACUUUUUUGAUUAUGCUACUGUCUUGAAGCCAUCUCUCAACUUCACAGCCACUGUGAAGGUAACAUGUUCUGAUGGCAAGCCACUCACCCUUGAGGAAGGAAUGAAUACCAUAGUUGUGAUGGUGACACAGACAAACUCUACAGAGUACGGGAGCAGAUGGAACAGUAUAAAUCGGGACAUGGAAACUGUCCAGAUCAUAAACUAUACCGUCCCCCCAAAUGGAAUCUUUCAGAUUGAAUUUCCAAUCCUAGACAAUUCCACUCACCUGCAAUUAAAGGCCUAUUUUCUUAAUAGUGUGGGUAGCAUGGCGGUUCAUGAUGUAUUUAAGUCUCCUAGUAAAACAUACAUCCAGCUAAAAACAAGAGAUGAAAAUAUAAAGGUGGGAUCACCUUUUGAGUUGGUUGUUAGAGGCAACAAGCAAUUGAAGGAGUUCAGCUACAUGGUAGUAUCCAGGGGACAGUUGGUGGCUGUAGGCAAGCAAAACUCAACAGCCUUCUCUUUAACACCAGAAAAUUCUUGGGCUCCAAAAGCCUGUAUAAUUGUGUUUUAUAUUGAAGAUGAUGGGGAAAUUGUAAAUGAUGUUCUAAAAAUUCCUGUUCAGCUUGAUUUUAAAAAUAAGGUAAACCUAUUUUGGAGUAAAGCUAGUGCCGAACCAUCUGAGAAAGUCUCUCUUAGGAUCUCUGUGACGCAGCCCAACUCGAUAGUGGGGAUUGUAGCUGUUGACAAAAGCGUGCACCUGAUGAACACCUCAAAUGAUAUCACCAUGGAAAAUGUGGUCCAUGAGUUGGAACUUUAUAACACGGGAUAUUAUUUAGGCACGUACAUGAAUUCAUUUACAGUCUUUCAGGAAUGUGGCCUCUGGGUAUUGACGGAUGCAAGCCUUGUGAAGGAUCGUGUUGAUGGUAUUUAUGAAAGCGAUGUGCUUUAUACAUAUUACUCCCUGGAGGAAAAGGAAGGAUACUCGGUAGAUAUACCUGACUUUUCUUCAGUUGGCAAUCCACGUGUCAGAAAGCAUUUUCCAGAGACUUGGAUUUGGCUAGACACCAACAUGGGUUCCAGGAUUAACCAAGAGUUUGAAGUUACUGUACCUGAUUCUAUCACUUCUUGGGUAGCUACUGCUUUUGUGAUCUCCGAGGACUUAGGUCUUGGACUUACAACCACUCCAGUGGAGCUACGAGCCUUCCAGCCAUUUUUCAUUUUUUUAAAUCUUCCCUACUCUGUGAUCAGAGGUGAAGAAUUUGCUUUGGAAGUGACCAUAUUCAAUUAUUUGAAAGAUGCCACUGAGGUUAAGGUGAUCAUUGAAGAAAGUGACAAAUUUGAUAUUCUAAUGACUUUGAAUGAAAUCAAUGCCACAGGACACCAGCAGACCAUUCUGGUCCCCAGUGAGGAUGGGGCAACUGUUCUUUUUCCAGUCAAGCCAACACAUCUGGGGGAAAUUCCUAUCACAGUCACAGCUAUUUCACCUGAUGCUUCUGACGCUGUCACCCAGAGGAUUUUAGUGAAGGCUGAAGGGAUAGAAAAAUUAUAUUCACAAUCCGUCUUGUUGGACUUGACUGACAACAGGCUACAAACUAUGCAGAAAACUUUGAGUUUCUCCUUUCCUCCUAAUACAGUGAGUGGCAGUGAAAGAGUUCAGAUCACCGCAAUUGGAGAUAUUCUUGGCUCUUCCAUCAAUGGCUUAGCCUCAUUGAUUCGGAUGCCUUAUGGCUGUGGUGAACAGAACAUGAUAAAUUUUGCUCCAAAUAUCUAUGUUUUGGAUUAUCUGACUAAAAAGAAACAACUGACAGAAAAUUUAAAAGAAAAAGCCCUUUCAUUCAUGAGACAAGGUUACCAGAGAGAACUUCUGUAUCAAAGGGACGAUGGCUCUUUCAGUGCUUUUGGGAAUGAUGACCCUUCUGGAAGCACUUGGUUGUCAGCCUUUGUUUUAAGAUGUUUCCUUGAAGCUGAGCCUUACAUAGAUAUUGAUCAGAAUGUGCUGCACAGAACAUAUACAUGGCUCAAAGGACACCAGAAAUCCAAUGGUGAAUUUUGGGAGCCAGGAAGAGUGAUCCAUAGUGAACUUCAAGGUGGCAAUAAAAGUCCAGUAACGCUUACAGCUUAUAUUGUGACUUCUCUCCUGAGAUAUAAAAAGUAUCAGCCUAAUCUCGAUGUGCAAGACUCUAUCAAGUUUUUGGAGUCUGAAUUCAGUAGAGGAAUCUCGGACAAUUAUACUCUAGCUCUUACAACUUACGCACUGUCCUACGUGAGGAGCCCUAAAGCCAGGGAAGCUUUGGAUACGCUGACGCGGAGAGCAGAACGAGAAGAAGGCAUGCAGUUCUGGGUGUCGUCAGUGUCCGGACUUUCUGAAUCCUGGCAGCCCAGCUCCCUGGAUAUCGAGGUUGCAGCCUAUGUGCUGCUCUCACACUUCCUGCAGCAGCAGAUCUCAGAGGGAAUCCCAAUUAUGAGGUGGCUGAGCAGGCAAAGAAACAGCUUGGGAGGUUUUGCAUCUACCCAGGACACCAUUGUGGCCUUGAAGGCCCUAUCUGAAUUUGCAGCCCUGAUGAACACAGACAGGACAAAUAUCCAAGUGACUGUGACAGGGUCCGGUGCACCGAGUCCUGUAAAAUUUCGGAUUGACGCACACAACCGCUUUGUCCUCCAGACGGCAGAGCUUCCUGUGGGAGAGCCGACUGAAGUUAAUAUCUCCGCAAAUGGUUUUGGAUUUGCCAUUUGCCAGCUAAAUGUUAUUUGUAAUGUAAAAGAUUCAAAGUCUUCCAGAAGACAAAAAUCGAUCCAAAAUCAAGAAGCCUUUGAUUUAAAUGUUGCUGUAAAAGAUAAUACAGAUGAUAUCAAUCAUUUGAAUUUGAAUGUGUGCACAAGGUUUUUGGGCCCAGAAAGAAGUGGCAUGGCCCUGAUGGAAGUUAACUUGCUCAGCGGUUUUAUUGUGACCUCAGACGCAAUUCCUCUGAGCGACACGGUGAAGAAAGUGGAGCUUGAUCAUGGAAAACUCAACCUGUACUUAGAUUCUGUAAAUGCCACCCAAUUCUGUAUUGAUAUUCCUGCGGUGAGAAACUUUAAAGUUUCAAAUACACAAGAUGUUUCCGUGUCCAUAGUGGAUUACUAUGAACCAAGGAGAAAAGCGGUGAGAAGUUACAACUCCAGAAUGAAGCUGUCCUCUUGUGACCUCUGCAGAGACGUCCGAGGCUGUGGUCUUUGCAAGAAUGGAGCUCCUGCCUCCCUUCGUCACUCUUCAGUCAUUUUUGUUUUCUGUGUCAUGCUUCUGUUCUCGUUGCAACGUUGGCUGUGAUUUAUUUCUUAAGGACUCCACGGAACACCUUUCCAGAGUCACACGGGAUCGCCUUAUUUUCAUAAUCAAAUAUUGCUUCUGACUAUUUUGAAAAACAGUUUUUUUUCUUUUUAUGGGGUUGAGGGGAAUGCUUGUAUGACAGAUCCUAAUAUGUAUAGCUGCAUAGAUGUCUUCACCUGACUUCUGUGUGGAACAAAAUCUAGAAUUAUUGCAAUUGUAUAUCUUUAUUUUUUCCUCUUAAAAUGUUUUAGGAUUUUUGGGGAGGUCUUGUUUUCUCCAGAAUAAAUGUGUUAUUUUAGAUCCAU
Miniopterus natalensis is the source of this 4594-nucleotide messenger RNA. The record is from RefSeq and is a predicted model, not a curated record. Lineage: Eukaryota; Metazoa; Chordata; Mammalia; Chiroptera; Miniopteridae.